Molecule: messenger RNA, 1113 nt
Organism: Sabethes cyaneus
Lineage: Eukaryota; Metazoa; Arthropoda; Insecta; Diptera; Culicidae
Gene: Prx4
Product: peroxiredoxin-2
Exons: 3
Coding region: 282-1034 (250 amino acids)
Biological process (GO): response to oxidative stress; cellular response to stress; cell redox homeostasis
Cellular component (GO): cytosol; endoplasmic reticulum
Molecular function (GO): thioredoxin peroxidase activity
Source: RefSeq, a predicted model, not a curated record
UCACGUUAUCCUCCCAUCGCAGCCCGGCCAUUCAUCGUGAGACAUCAGUAAAACAGCAGCGGAAAACACGUAGCCCAGCCAGCGCGUUCUUCUACUUACUGUUACUGUUGUUUUUCCUAAACGUUCCAAGUGCUUAUCAGUUCGAAGCUCCGUUAUCAGAGCUCUUGACAAUCAAAAGAGAAGCUUUCAAAUCAUCGAUUUUCCUGGUGAAGAGUCGAGCCAAACCUGUAGAUUGUAGAUAGAUUGCAUUUGCUUGCGUGGCUGUGAGCACAACCCGAAAAAUGAAGCCGGCCAUAGGUAUAGUGCUAAUGAUUGGUGCCAUUUUGGGCAUGUUUUCCUCUUUUGCUCAGACAGAAGCGCUCGAUGAAGGAUCCUGCCACUCGUUCGCCGGAGGUCACGUUUACCCCCAGGAAGAUGUCCGUUCGGCCGAUCACAAACUGCAGUGGACCAAGGCAGUCAUCUCCCGGCCGGCACCCCAGUUCGAAGCAACAGCGGUCGUGGGUGGAGCGUUCAAAAAAAUUAAACUGUCCGACUAUCGGGGCAAGUAUUUGGUGUUCUUCUUCUAUCCGCUGGAUUUCACCUUCGUCUGUCCGACGGAAAUCUUGGCUUUCUCGGAUCGUGUGAAGGAGUUUAAGAAGCUGAACACCGAAGUGAUUGCGGCGAGCAUCGAUUCUCAUUUUACGCAUCUGGCCUGGAUUAACACACCCCGGAAGGAGGGUGGACUGGGGAAGAUCAACAUUCCAUUGGUUAGCGAUAUUACGCAUAGCAUAGCGAAAGACUACGGCGUGUAUCUGGACGAUCUGGGUCAUACGCUAAGGGGUCUUUUCAUUAUUGACGACCGUGGCAUCCUGCGUCAAAUUACAAUGAACGAUCUGCCCGUUGGGCGUUCCGUAGAUGAAACCUUGCGGUUAGUGCAAGCCUUCCAGUAUACUGACAAACACGGAGAAGUUUGCCCUGCCGGGUGGAAACCUGGCCAGGAUACGAUUGUACCUAAUCCGGAGGAGAAAAUCAAGUAUUUUGAAAAGAAUCAUUAGGUAAUUGCUAAUAUACCUCAUUUAAAAUAAAUUAAGAAACAAAUCCGAUGUGAUUGUGCAAUUCGGGGGAAAUUUUAAA